AUGGCGAAGAAGAGAACUGCAUUUACCAACCGAGCAUGGAACCUUCUCCGCCUAGCCUUAUUCUGGGCUCGGAAAGGUGGCAUUUUCAAAAAAGGUACAAUUCUCGAUCUCUUCAAGAGGCUCCGAUCUCCACCAUCCGAUUCCAUUUACUACGGCGAGCGUGAAUUCUCCUUUGACGAGACUCCCCUUUUCCAUUCCAAGAUGCAAUGGCCUUCUUCGAUGAGGUUCCGAUACCUCCCUCAUAUUCCUUGCAUUAACCCAUCCAUCGAUUUCAAUGACGAUCUCGACCACGACGGUUAUAAUAACGGUAGUUAUGAUCGCGAAGAUGGAAGUAGCUACUUUAGACGUGAUGUGGACGGUGGAGAUCGUAACGAUCGUAGUGGGGACCGAGAUGGGGGUGGUGGGGAUGGUUUGAAUGGUGGAGAUGAAGGGAUAGAUUCGAAGGCGGAGGAGUUUAUUGCGAGGUUUUAUGAGCAGAUGAAACUACAAAGACAGGUUUCUUACUUAGAAUACAAUGAAAUGCUCCACAGAAGCACGAGCUGA
This is a messenger RNA of Magnolia sinica, 543 nucleotides long. RefSeq lists its product as uncharacterized. The record is from RefSeq and is a predicted model, not a curated record. NCBI's taxonomy places the organism in Eukaryota, Viridiplantae, Streptophyta, Magnoliopsida, Magnoliales, Magnoliaceae. The coding region runs from base 1 to 543 and encodes 180 amino acids. The transcript has a single exon.